CGCUCCGUCCAUGUGUACAACUGCCAGGUGUGACGUCAGUCGGCGGUAUGACUCAUCGCGGAAACUGUUGACGUCGCGAAGCAAGAUUGAGACCGACUGAUUUUCACUGCUUUCUUCUUUCUACCCCUACCACAAAGAGGUGUUUGAUUCCAGAGCCUCAAUGUCUGGCGCAGCUCAAGUUCAGUUAUCUCCCAGUAUGUUCGAAUUUAGCGAAGGAAGGAGGCAACGUCUUCAUCUGACGCUCAAUCGUAAUUUCUGUUGUAACGGUUACCGACCGUCGUCUCCCGUUCACAAGAAGUGUAGAAUGGACACGGAACAAUGCAACAACAAUAGAAACUGGAUAAAACAAGUGCGUUUAGUGAACUCUUCCGAAUUAUCCGACCGAUUAAGAAACUUUAGAAAAUCAGUCGUACUCAUCGAUUGUCGUUCGUUUUUGUGUUAUAACUCCAAUCACAUUUUGGGUUCUAUUAACCUUAAUUCCACUGACAGAAUUAACAGGAGGCGAUUACAACAAUGUAAAUUACCUUUGUGGGAUUUCGUUACGUCAAAUGAAGGAAAGGAAGUGUUGAAAAACUGUUGCGGAAAGGAAAUAAUUGUUUACGACGAUAACACGACGGACUUAGAUAAAUUACUCUCAACUAAUUCAAUUUCUCUAUUAGUCAAUGCGUUCUACAAUCAAGGUUAUAACGUAUCCAUCUUAAAAGGUGGCUGGCGUGAAUUUUAUAACUGUAACCGAGAUCUAUGCUUUCAAUCCGAUGAUAUAUCUCCUUCUACGGUACCAUCUCCUAGCUGCGAUAACGCCGUAGAGACUAUCCACGCUUGUCCAAUUCUGCCAUUCCUCUACUUAGGCAACGAGAAGGAUGCUGCAGAUUUGACGACGUUAAAACGCUUAGGGAUAACUUAUGUGCUAAACGUAACGGCGGAUCUCCCCGAUCAUCAGUCGGCGGAUGGAAUCAAAUUUAAACGAUUACCCGCUUCCGAUAACAACAAUCAAAAUUUAAAACAAUACUUUCAGGCAGCAUUUGAAUUUAUAGACGAAGCCAGAAUGAAAAACUGCAAUGUUUUAGUGCAUUGUCAAGCAGGCAUUUCUCGUUCGGCUACAAUUAUCAUCGGUUAUUUGAUGCAUCAUAAACUCAUGAAUUUGAUCGACGCUUAUCGAUUAGUAAAGAGAAAAAGACCUAUCAUAUCACCUAAUUUAAAUUUCAUGGGACAAUUAUUCGAAUUAGAACAAUCGUUAAAAAGAUCUCCGAACGAAUGCGACAAACCAAGAGCCUGUUGAAUUUUUUAGUGAAUACAGCACGGCUUAGUUUUAUUAUUAUUAUUAUUUUUUUUUCUCAGGACUUUUUCAUACACCUCCAUCAUCGCUGACUAGUCUAUUAUCUCACGAUCU
This is a messenger RNA of Centruroides sculpturatus (bark scorpion), 1390 nucleotides long. Its product is annotated as dual specificity protein phosphatase 10-like. The transcript is spliced from 4 exons. Bases 161 to 1279 code for a protein of 372 amino acids. Gene Ontology annotation, molecular function: protein tyrosine/threonine phosphatase activity; MAP kinase tyrosine/serine/threonine phosphatase activity. Gene Ontology annotation, biological process: protein dephosphorylation; negative regulation of MAPK cascade. Lineage: Eukaryota; Metazoa; Arthropoda; Arachnida; Scorpiones; Buthidae. The record is from RefSeq and is a predicted model, not a curated record. Gene Ontology annotation, cellular component: cytoplasm; cytosol.